Cyanistes caeruleus (blue tit) is the source of this 461-nucleotide messenger RNA. NCBI's taxonomy places the organism in Eukaryota, Metazoa, Chordata, Aves, Passeriformes, Paridae. The record is from RefSeq and is a predicted model, not a curated record.
AUCCUGAUCGUGACGCUGCGCGUGGCGCUGCCCAACGUGAUGCGCUUCUGCUGCUGCGUGGCCGUGAUUUAUUUGGGAUAUUGCUUCUGCGGCUGGAUCGUGCUGGGCCCGCACCACCUCAAGUUCCGCUCGCUGUCCAUGGUGUCGGAGUGUCUCUUUUCCCUGGUCAAUGGUGACGACAUGUUUGCCACCUUCGCGGCGCUGCGGCCCAGCGGGGCGCUGGUGUGGCUGUUCAGCCAGGUGUACCUGUACUCCUUCAGCGCGCUCUUCAUCUACAUGGUGCUCAGCCUCUUCAUCGCCCUCAUCACCGGCUCCUACGACACCAUCAAGAGCCAGUCGGAGGCGGCCCCUCCCCCGUCUCAGCUCCAGGUGUUCAUCGCUCAGUGCCAGGACAGCCCCAAAUCCGCAAAGUUCCGCCGGGACAGCUCCGCCUCCUGCUCCGCCCUCUGCUGCUGCGGCCG